GCUCUGGUUUGGUUUGUGAUUUGGAAACUGCAUUAAAAGAAUCGAAAUAUGGUUCAGGAGCAAGGCAGUAUAUCACUGCCACAAAAGCGUUAUUACCGUCAAAGGGCGCACUCAAAUCCCAUUGCUGACCACUGUUUCGACUACCCUGCACACCCUGACGAUGUCAACUGGCAAGAGUUGUAUCCAAAUAUAACAACUGACCAACGUGUGGAAUUCGCAGAUAUCGGCUGCGGGUAUGGCGGUUUUCUUGUUACGCUUGGAAAAAUGUUUCCCAACCGGUUUGCUAUUGGUCUAGAAAUUCGUGUAAAGGUUUCAGAUUAUGUCAUGGAUCGUAUCAAAGCGCUACGAACUUUACAUCCAGGAGAAUAUAACAACAUUGCUUGUUUACGUACGAAUGCCAUGAAGUAUCUACCAAAUUAUUUCCGCAAGUCACAAUUAGACAAAAUGUUCUUCCUUUAUCCGGAUCCACAUUUUAAGCGCGCUAAACAUAAGUGGCGUAUUAUAAAUCAGGCCCUACUAUCAGAAUAUGCGUAUGUUCUGCGAAAAGGUGGACUAGUUUAUACAAUGACUGAUGUUGAAGAUCUGCAUAAAUGGAUUGUGCUUCAUAUGGAACAACACCCGCUUUACGAGAGAUUAACAAGUGAUGAGGAGAAUGCCGAUCCAAUUACACCAAAACUUUAUCAGAGUAGCGAAGAAGGUGCAAAGGUUGUGCGAAACAAGGGUGAACAUUUCUUGGCAAUAUUCAGACGAAUUUAGAAUAACUAAAUUUAAGUAAAGUAUCGGUUUAAUAUUUUAACACAAUAAAUAAUUAAAUUAAAUUUA
Zeugodacus cucurbitae (melon fly) is the source of this 822-nucleotide messenger RNA. RefSeq names its product tRNA (guanine-N(7)-)-methyltransferase. The transcript has 3 exons. The record is from RefSeq and is a predicted model, not a curated record. Gene Ontology annotation, biological process: RNA (guanine-N7)-methylation; tRNA methylation. The coding region runs from base 49 to 756 and encodes 235 amino acids. Gene Ontology annotation, cellular component: tRNA methyltransferase complex. NCBI's taxonomy places the organism in Eukaryota, Metazoa, Arthropoda, Insecta, Diptera, Tephritidae. Gene Ontology annotation, molecular function: tRNA (guanine(46)-N7)-methyltransferase activity.